GAAAUCUUGAUUCCCCCACAAUAAAAGAGGAAAUGGGGGUAGGGUAAGAGAACUGUCUCUUUUCCCCCUUGCUUUCUUCGAGUUUAGGAAAAAAGACUGGAUCGUGGGGAAGAGAAGAGGAAUUUCCCUGAAACUCUUUGUAUGCCCCCCUUCCUUUCAAUAGGAACUGGGCCUGGGGCCAGUUGGCAGGGCCCUUGGCAGCUGUGCUUGGGCAAGAGGCAUGGACGGACGAGGUUAUAAGGGAGGGUGUUGCCAGGAUUUCUCUGUCACACAAUGGGCAGACAAAUCACGCUUGGAUGCCUGGGAUCCCCAUCCAGGGUGGCUGAAGCUGGGGAAGCAGGAAGAAGGAAGCUCUGGUUCUAACUAAACAACAUAAGUCCCCACCUUCCCCUGCCCAGCUAGAUUUCUAGCCUCCAAGGCAUCCAGUUCAUCGUUCUGCCCCCUGGCCCAUCUGUGUCCUGCUGUGUCCAUGUGUAUCUUUCCAUCAUCCAAUCACUUUCCCCAUUCCCCCCAGGCUCCGUGAGCACCAGAGUGGGGAGGGGGUGGGGCCAUCAUGUCAUCGUAUCAGAAGGAACUGGAGAAAUACAGAGACAUAGAUGAAGAUGAGAUUCUAAAGACCUUGAGCCCCGAGGAGCUGGAGCAGCUGGACUGCGAGCUACAGGAGAUGGACCCUGAGAACAUGCUCCUGCCCGCUGGACUAAGACAACGUGACCAGACAAAGAAGAGCCCAACGGGGCCACUGGACCGGGAUGCCCUUUUGCAGUAUCUGGAACAGCAGGCACUAGAGGUCAAAGAACGUGAUGACUUGGUGCCCUUCACAGGCGAGAAGAAGGGGAAACCCUACAUUCAGCCCAAGAGGGAAAUUCCUGCACAGGAGCAGAUCACUCUGGAGCCUGAACUGGAAGAGGCAUUGGCCCAUGCCACAGAUGCCGAAAUGUGUGAUAUUGCAGCAAUUCUGGGCAUGUACACACUGAUGAGCAACAAGCAAUACUAUGACGCCAUCUGCAGCGGAGAAAUCUGCAACACCGAAGGCAUUAGCAGUGUGGUGCAGCCUGACAAGUACAAGCCGGUGCCAGAUGAGCCCCCAAAUCCCACAAACAUUGAGGAGAUACUAAAGAGCGUUCGAAACAAUGACAAGGAGCUGGAGGAGGUGAACCUCAAUAACAUACAGGACAUCCCAAUACCCAUGCUAACUGAGUUGUGUGAGGCCAUGAAGACAAAUACCUAUGUCCGGAGCCUCAGUCUGGUGGCCACAAGGAGUGGUGACCCCAUCGCCAAUGCGGUGGCUGACAUGUUGCGUGAGAAUCGUAGCCUCCAGAGCCUGAACAUUGAAUCCAACUUCAUUAGCAGCACAGGGCUCAUGGCUGUGCUGAAGGCAGUUCGGGAAAAUGCCACACUCACUGAGCUCCGUGUAGACAACCAGCGCCAGUGGCCUGGCGAUGCAGUGGAGAUGGAGAUGGCCACCGUGCUCGAGCAGUGUCCCUCCAUUGUCCGCUUUGGCUACCACUUCACACAGCAGGGGCCACGUGCUCGGGCAGCCCAGGCCAUGACCCGGAACAAUGAACUACGUCGCCAGCAAAAAAAGAGAUAACACUUCCUUUCCCUUUACCAACCAGAGCUGGAAGCCCUGAAUGCUUAAAUCCUCA
Molecule: messenger RNA, 1646 nt
Organism: Panthera uncia (snow leopard)
Lineage: Eukaryota; Metazoa; Chordata; Mammalia; Carnivora; Felidae
Gene: TMOD4
Product: tropomodulin 4
Exons: 9
Coding region: 554-1591 (345 amino acids)
Biological process (GO): pointed-end actin filament capping; muscle contraction; myofibril assembly
Cellular component (GO): myofibril; striated muscle thin filament
Molecular function (GO): tropomyosin binding
Source: RefSeq, a predicted model, not a curated record